This is a messenger RNA of Moneuplotes crassus, 1646 nucleotides long. NCBI's taxonomy places the organism in Eukaryota, Ciliophora, Spirotrichea, Euplotida, Euplotidae. The record is from the annotation of a GenBank genome assembly.
AAAUACACAUUCCAAUUUCAAAAUACACCUAACUUAACCAACAAUUUCAGCAACUACCCAAUCCAGCGACAACUCAGAACCCAAUGACCACUCAAAACCCAGCAAUCAUUCAGAACCCAAUGACCACCCAACCCCCAAAUCCUCCCUUCCCAGAAAUAUGUUCCCAAACUUCCCUCUACCAGCCUACUCCCCUCACUCCAAAAUUCGCUCAACUCCACCCAGCAGUCACCCCUCACGCUCUCUUCUCGAAGACCUAAUCUCUAAAACUGAAACUCGUUCCAGCCCCGAAGAGGUAUUCUCUGGUUCUUCUGAAGAAGUCAAGGUAGAGGACAUAGAAGCAGAGGUGGCACAGGGUAUAGAUGAGAGAGGACAGAUGGAGCAACAGAGGAGAUUUUUGAUGGAGGAGAUAAAAAAAUAAGAUGGUUUAUGUGGAGAAAUGUGAUUUUCAGUUUAAUAUGCCUUAUGAUUGGACAAAUUUGAAAAUAAAAGAGUUGCAAUCAUUAGACCGUAUCUUAGAGAAGAUACCAGAAGAACUUGAUAAAGAGUGUGAUGAAGAAGAGAACCUCAUAAUCUUCAUAAAAGAAGGCCCUUUCCUCGUCAAAAUCUUACACCCAACUUUCAACCCCCAAGUCGAAGACUGGAGGAUCAAAGCUACAUCCCAAACAAAGAUUCCCAUCGCAAACCUUGUUUCUAUUCCUCAUAACUCAACCACCUUUGCGCCUGCACAGAUCACUAAAGUAUUGAAAGGGCUGCGUACUAGCAUUAGCGAAAGUGAGGAUAGACCAAACUUCCGGAUAUAAAAUAUCCCACCUUCCACACACUUUAUCAAAUCCCUACACUCCUCCAAUCCCUUGCCUCCCAACAAGACCCCAACUCCUCCAUUCACUCUCCUAUCCCACUAGAACAAUCUGUUCCUUACCAUUCGAUCAUCUCCAGCUCCCAGCCAUACAAUUUCCCCUUAAACUACCUCAAGGAGGAACAAAGAGCUGCCUCUCAAGAACAAAUUAAAGAAAUUACUGAAAGGAAAUAUGGGGUUGUGAAGAAUUGGCACGGAGAGAUUGGAAGGGACCAAGAGGAAUGAGUAGAUCCCUUUCAAAUUAUUUUUGAGGGGUUUGACUUUUCAGAGGAUUAUGAGUGAUUUUUGGAGUUGGUGCAGAGGGUGGUGACGCAAGGGAUUAUGAGAGUUGAGUUUGAGAAGUGUGUGUUUCCGUGUUUUACUGAAGAGAGGGUGGAAGAGGUUGUGUUUGUGACUCCGGGUGAGCAAAUGAGGCCGCUUUAUGGAAUUAGCUUUGUUGGAUGUGUUUUUGGGGGAAUUUAUCAAGAAGAGAAAAAUUAUGAAUAUGACAAAGCUGAUCAAAUAGGCCUUCUGCUAAAUUGUCCAGGUUUACCAUCUCCAUUAAGAGAUCCAAAUGUAGAGCUACAAAUCGAGGGAGGGAUCUCUAGUAUUUCUUUCAAGAACAAUAAGUUCACUGACAUCGAAAUGGCAAAACUAAAGGUGUACCUAUGCUAUGCUGAAAAUCUUCUAAUUUUUGAAGAAGAUAAGAAAGAAAAAGAGGGAGAAGAGGGAGAAGAUGAAGAAGUAGAAGAAGAUGAAGAAAUAGAAGAAGAAAAUAAAAAAGCAGCCAAAGAAGAAUCAAAAGAAUAGC